CGGUGGGCGCGAGCCUGGCUUGGGCGACCGUUACCGGCCAGGAGGCGCUGACCGUUACCGGCCAGGAGGUGGCGGGGCUGACCCAAGGCCAUCCCUGUACCUUGCCCUCACUGGGCGCCCUAAGGCGUGAACAGGCCGGACCUUAGCCGCUUCGAGGAGCGGCCUGGGCCGCUGGCGGGCCGCCGAGCUGCGGGUGAGAGCGGCAUCCCUCCUCCACACCCCUGCUGCCGGCCGGCCUUGGCCAGGACCUGGAGGGCUGGACCAGCCGUCCCCUGCCUCUGCUGGCCAGCGUCCCUUCUGUGCAGGUUUUCUUAUGUGCUCUGGAGCUCUUUGCUAUCCCUAGAUUACUGAACUGUGUCCCCAUCAUGAAUAGCCAGUGACUUCAUAAUUUCAUCGAGACUAAAAAAUGGCGAAAUUUAUUCCCCUUGAUUUUACUACUUUAAUUCAAGAAGAAUGUGAAGAAGAAGGCAAGAAAAAAACAAGACAUCAGACAUGUGAAGAGCAGCAAUCCGAAGAAAUCACAGAAUCAGAGAAUCAACCGUCUGAAACAGAUGAGCAGGGAGCCUUGGGAUAUGACACAGGGAAGACGCUCCCUGUGCCACUGAAGGCAGAGAAGAAACAAGAAAUAGAUGAGGAUUACUAUCCAGAUUAUAUGAAAGAAGCUAUUGCUCAACAACGUGUAGUUGUUCCAGAACCGGAUUCUCCUAAAAAGAAAGGGAAACUAAAGGAUAUAAAGGAUGUCCAGCAUGUUUGUCCAAAGGUCAGGAAAGCCACGUAUGUGCAUUAUGAUAACACAGAACCAAAAGAUGAUGAUGUGAUAAGAAAUAUCAUUAGGCUAAGAGAAAGACUGGACUGGCAAACUACAUUACCACAGCACAGUUUGAAGCAUAGACCUUGUGAAAAGUAUAUUCCAAAGAAUAUAUUAAAGCAACCUUUGGAAGAUGAUGGAGAAUUUGUAUACUGCCUUCCUAGGGCUCAUCCAUCAAAUGCCCUUUACAAUCCAUAUGAUCUUCAAGUAGUCUCUGCCUACAAGGCUAGAGAGAACAAGGAAUUUUGGACUAUUUCUGCUUCGUUUGUCACAAAGAUUGAUAAUAAGCAUGGGGACAUGGAUGCAGUAGAACUCACACCUACUUUGAGAUGGCUAUCAGAAAGAAAAAACUGCUACUUAUUACAGCAAUUCAAGAUAUUUUCCAAUUUCCGAAUUUAUAAAGCCUUUGUUAUUUGGAGAUCAAAUGUUAAAAGAAUUAAGACAGAUAAAAACAAGUUGUUUUUGAACCAUCAUCUUUUUUGGGCUGAUGAAUUAUUUCAAGCCUGUUUACUUCAUAUAAGAGGAAUUUGUGAGGAUGUGAUUAAUAUCAAAGAUAAUAAGCAUGAAGGAAAUCCAUCUGCCAUAUGUCUUGUAAAGCUGGAUCCAUCUCGAACAUACUCUCUAGAUGAAUUUUGCGAAGAACAAUUACAGCAAGCUAGCCAAGCAUUAAAUAAACUUGAAGAUGUCAGGGAUAAAGCAAUUUUGGAGUUAAAAAGGACAUUCUUAAAGGUAGCAGAAAAGGAAAAAAUCAGAGAGUGUUUUGAGCCUAGUCUCUCGAAGAGUGGUGCGACAUAUUCCAAGAUGCCCAAGUACCGGCGCCUGCUGGAAACAAUUCGCAGGUUUCUGGUGCUGGUGGACUGCAUGUUUCAGGAACUCAUCCGCCAGCUUAUGAACACUGCAGUCACACUGCUUCUGGAAUUAUUUGAUGGUUCUGCUAAAAUGCCAUUUUCAAGGGAAAAAAAGAAUGAAAAUCUCAUCAGAACAUUCAAGGACAGCUGUUUGUCCACUGAAAAUAGAAGAAAUGAUAGUGAAGAACUUGUUACUGCCUCAACCUCAGAUGUUAUUGUGGUUCAGAAAUCAGAAGGAAAAACAGACACUGAUAUUAUCCAGACUUUGAACUUGAGAACAAUAUACGCACCAAUAUUUGAAGUAAAUCUGCACUUGAGGAAUCUUGCGGAGAGUGAGUCAUCAGAAGACUCGAAGGAGACCCUUCCUGAGUCUGACCAGCACAGUGAGAAAUCCGAGCUGACUGAGGAAGCUGAAUCAUCCAAAUAUGAAGACCUCUGUGACCCAGGUACUUACUCACCUGCAGAGCUGCCCCUGAAAGCCGAGAAAAAAAUCUCCACCUACAGUCUCGAGGAAAUUCUUUCAGACAGAGAAUUCACAACUGAGUUUGGGAAUAGAAACGUAUACAAUGAACUUUCAGAAUGCCACAUGGAUCUCUUCAUAGAUCCUAACAGAUUGGAGUUUUCAAGAAAAAUUCAAAAUAUGCUGGCUAAUAUUGAGAAAUGUAUAACCACAAUCACUCCCCUUUGCCAAGAUGACCGCCUGUCUAUAUUUAUUGAUUUGCCUCCAAUCAUAAGUUCAUCGAAUGAUACAGAAAGUCUAACAAAACCUAAGAAGACUACAUGGCCAGAUUGUCAGCUACUUUUUGAAAUGGAUCCUGAUUAUCAAAACAAAAUUGUGAGUCUCCUGACGAUCAUUGGUAAUUCCAUGGGCCUCGUUAAUGAUUACAGCUGCAUGUUUAUCAAGUAUAGCACCAUGAUAGGGAAGGCCAUGAUCAUUAGUACAAAAUUGCCAUCUAUGGGAGAAUUGACUGCAGAGCGGUUUAAAAUUAUUCUCAAUAAACUGAGAAACUAUCUUAAGCACAUGGUGAACAUGGUUAUUGAAAAGCAUGUUGGUAUUUUCAAAGUUGUGAGUCUUGAUUAUCAGUCAAAGUGCUUACCCUAUGUGGAUACCGCCAUACACGUGAGCCACACGCUGUUGGAAUCUGAGAUUCAAAGAAAAAAUACAAACCUAUUGGCAGUCAUAGAAUCAUCAGUGCAACAGCUGAAAUAUAAUCCCAUUGAAAUAGAAGAAUUUGUGGAACAUUUUGUUUUUUUGGACACAAUUUCCUCAAAAAUAUCUAUGUUAGAAAAAGAGUACUUGACAAUUUCUCAGCUGUACUCUGUUGUGCGGAAUUACCAGAUUCAUAUUUCAGAACAGCAAAUUGCAAUGUUUGAAGUCCUUUUUUUCAAGUUCAGUCAACUAAAAACAUCUGUGAAGUUAUAUGAAACAAACAAAAGUGCUGCUAUGACUAAAUUCAAGGAAAAUUUGGAAGCAUAUGUCAUUGGUCUACGGGUUGCUGUUAGUAAUUUAAAAUCUGAAAUAAGAACCCCUGUUCUGUUGUGUAUUGCUACACAAGUGACGACAGCCCAGGAAAUUAUCCGGACCCUCUCGGAAGAGGCUGCCAGCUUAUCUGUCAAGGCUCAGUUGUGUUCGAGCUUUCAGGAUCGUUUUGAGGAUUUGCACUUUCAGAUGCACUCUCUUAGCAUGGAAGAAAUCACGCGGAUUGUGUUUGCCGAGAUCUGUGACAUUGAGUAUGACUUAAGUUUGAGGCGGAUGUUAUGGGAAACACGGGAGGAGUGGGGAAGCCUCUAUCAGGAAUGGAAGAGUUGUUCUCUUCAAACUAUGGAUGUAGAAUCGAUACAGAGAAAUGUUUCGAAGUGGUUGGACACCAUCUCUGUACUAGAAAAAGGUUUACCUGCAAAUGAUGUGCUUACAAAUCUUAAGCAGUCAGUGACAGAGUUUAAACAGAAGCUGCCUGCCAUUGUAGCUCUGGGAAACUCUCAUCUGAAGCCAAGGCAUUGGGAGGCUCUCCAGGAGAUUACUGGAAAUUCAAUUUCCUUUUAUAAAGGCCGCACCAUAGAAGACCUUCUAAACCUCAAGAUGUUCCAUUAUGAACAUGAAAUAAAAGAAAUAUCAGCCUCAGCAACUAAUGAAGCUGCUCUUGAAAAACUGCUGCUUAAGAUAAUUCAUCUUUGGAACACUACUCCCUUACACUUAGUCCUUCAUCACACAGAGAAGGAUUCCAUCUUAAUUAUUUCAUCUGUAGAUGACAUAUUAGCGCAGUUAGAAGACUCUCAAGUCUCACUGGCAACAAUUAGAGGAUCUCCCUAUAUUGGGCCCGUUAAGGAUCUUGUGAAUGAAUGGAAUAAAAACCUGACAAUAUUUUCUUACACCAUUGAAGAAUGGAUGACUUGUCAGAGAAAUUGGCUUUAUGUUGAGCCAAUCUUCAACUGUUUAGAAAUACAAAGGCAGCUCCCAGAAGAAACAAAACUUUUCUCUCAGGUGAUUUCCACGUGGAAAAAAAUAACAUCAAAACUGCAAAACAAACUGAACGCCUUGCAAAUAAUCAUCUUGGCCAGAGUCCCUGACAUUCUGAAAACUUGCAAUACACAUCUUGAAUGUAUAAAGAAAAGUCUUGAGGACUACCUUGAGAUGAAAAGAAGUAUUUUCCCAAGAUUCUACUUUCUCAGCAACGCUGAGCUUCUUGACAUUCUCGCUGGCAGCAGAAACCCCGAGUCUGUCCAGCCUCAUCUUAUGAAGUGCUUUGAAAACGUGAAACAACUGGUGAUCUGCAAACAAGAAAUCGGCCCCCCUGUUGUAAGAGCGCUGGUAUCUGCGGAAGACGAAUGCCUUGUGCUGCCCGAGAAAAUUCAUAUAAGAAGUGCUGUAGAACAGUGGCUGGUAAAUGUAGAAAAAAACAUGUUUGAAGCAAUGAAAAAAUGUCUGCUACAGCUAGCACUGGACCAGGCUGAAACCAGGAGGCUGGACCUCAAUCCUGUUUUCCCACAUGGGUGGCCGGAACCCAAAUUUAUAAAUCAAGGGAUUAACGACUGGCACUGCCAGACUUUUUCUCCAUGGGUGGUAUCUCAUUUGGGACAAGUGGUACUCACUGUGAGUCAGAUCAUAUUUUAUGAUGAUUGCAUUAAAAGUUUCGCGAGUGCGCAGUCGAGGGAAGCUCUCGAGAACAUCCACGCUGGUGUGCUAGGGCGUCUGGAAGAGGCUGCAGAGCUGCUGGACACCAGCAACGCGCAGACGAGAGCCGUGCUGGGCGCGCUGCUCAUUCUCUACGUUCACUGCAGAGAUGUGGUGAGAAGCCUGCUGCUCCAGGAUAUCUGCAAGGAGGACGACUUUGAGUGGACGAGACAUCUGCGGUACAAAUGGGAUGAAAAACAAAUGUUAUGCUAUGUAUCUCAAGGAGAUGCCAGUUUCACUUAUGGCUAUGAGUACCUGGGCUGUACCCCAAGACUGGCCAUUACGCCUCUCACAGACCGGUGCUGGCUCACCUUCCUGGGGGCUCUGCACUUGAAUCUAGGAGGUUGUGCUUCUGGUCCAGCAGGUGUAGGAAAAACUGAGACUAUCAAAGACCUAGCGAAAGCCUUAGGAAAACAUUGUGUGACCUUUAGCUGCUUUGAGAAUUUGGAUUAUAAGAUAGUGGGAAAAUUCCUCUUUGGAGUGGUUCAGUCAGGAGCGUGGUGCUGCUUUGAUGAAUUCAAUCGAAUCGAUGUGGAGGUUCUUUCUGUCCUUGCUUCACAGAUCCUAACAAUUAAGUCUGCAAAAGCCAGCUACUCUAUCAGGUUUGUACUGGAAGGAAAGGAAAUUCGUAUCAAUAUGUCUUGUGCGAUAUUUGUCACCGUAAGCCCUGGAUAUCCAGGUAGAGAAGAGCUCCCACAUAACUUAAAGUCUCUGUUUCGCCCAGUGGCAAUGAUGGUGCCCCAUUAUGGAAUGAUUACUGAAAUCAUUAUGUCUUCAGUUGGUUUCAAAUCUUCAAAAUUACUCUCUGGAAAGCUAGUCAACCUUUACGAAUUAGCUAACACACAGCUUUCACAAAAGGAUCAUUAUCAUUUUGGCUUGCGGUUUCUGAAGACAGUUCUAAUAAUUGCUGAGAGGGAGAAACAGGAGUUUAACAGUGAUACAUCUGAAGCAGAUGAAACUGGGAUCAUUAUCAAGGCUGUAAGAGAAGCUAGUUUAUCGAAAUUUCCCCCUGAAGAUAUCCCACUUUUUGAAAUGAUUAUAAGAGAUAUUUUUCCUGGAGUGACAAUUGCAAAAGUAGAUCUACCUGCCUUGGAGAAAGUAAUAUUUAUCGCAGUGCAACAAUUGGGCUUACAGCAUUGGCCAUCCCAGAAAGAGAAGAUCAUACAGCUGUAUAAUCAGCUUCAGGUGUGUGUUGGUGUGAUGGUGGUGGGCCCAACAGGUGGGGGAAAGACGACAAUCAGAAGAAUCUUAGAAAAGGCAUUGCUGCUGUUGCCAGUUGCGGACUUCUUAUCACUUACAGAAAGAGAAUCUGCCUCAAAGAUUCCAGGAAAAAAAGGAAAAAUAGAUGUCUCUGUUUUAAAUCCAAAAUGUAUCACUCUUGAUGAACUGUAUGGGCGACUGGAUCCUAAUACUAUGGAAUGGACUGAUGGAUUAUUAUCAGCAACAAUUCGAAGUUAUGUAUGUCUUAACACUGAUCUUGGACUAACGUCAAAAAUCUCAGAUUUGUGUAAUGUUUUCUAUCUAAAUUCUUCUGACACAGCGGAUACUGAUGAUAAGAUUGUGAAAGAUAGAGAGAAACACGUUAAAAUACCAGAAAGUCACAAUUUUGAUUGGCAAUGGAUUGUCUUCGAUGGUCCAGUGGAUGCCUUGUGGGUAGAAAAUCUAAACUCUGUGCUAGAUGACACGAGAAUGCUGUGCCUGGCAAACAGUGAGAGAAUAGCUUUAACUAACAGAAUCAGAGUGAUUUUUGAGGUGGACAAUCUCUCUCAGGCCAGUCCUGCUACAGUCAGCCGAUGUACAAUGGUGUACAUGGAUCCUGUUGAUCUGGGAUGGGAGCCUUAUGUUAAGUCGUGGCUUUUGAAAACUUCCAAAGUUGUAAAUCAAUCAGGAGUGAGUUGUCUUGAAUUUAUGAUUAAUGAAAGUGUCACACAUGGGCUCCAAUUUAUAAAGAAGCAUCAGAAAUUUCAGCCGAUUCCCGUACAGGACCUGACAAUCGUCACAACCCUCUGCAGGAUUCUUGAUGCUUUCUUCGACUUGAUGAGUAAAAAUGAAAGAUUUGGAGAAACUUAUGAUUUGAAUGACAAGUUAACUAGGAAAAGAAGUUCUUCGAAUAUCUCUACCAAACUCAAGGAUACAGAAAAAAGGAAAGACAGUGCUUCGUACCUGGAUAAAAAUCCCGAUAAAUUAACAGUACUGAUUAAAAAACUUUUCGUGUUUGCCUUUACUUGGGCAUUUGGAGGAACUUUAAAACGUGAAGACGAACAUGAAGAUGAUGAGCUAUUUUGUUCAUCUUCUGAACCUGAUUGUCUGGCAGAAGUAACCCAUGAUUUUAACAAAUUUGUGCAUGAAUUAUUUGGAAACAAUUCACAAAUAGGCAUCAACCUACCAGGUGGUGAACGUUCCAUCUUUGGAUAUUUUGUGAAUAUACAUCAGUGUGAAUUCAUACCCUGGUCAGAUUUAGUUCCUAGUGUUCAGACACCAAUUCAUAGAGGAACUUCGUUGCUAACUGAUCUGCAUGGGUCGAGUGAAGACUUCUUGAAGAUGGCAGAAGAGGGGGACAGCAUCCGCUACACGGCCACCAGAGACACCACGUGCCUUUCCUUCCUCAUGAGCCUGCUUCUGAAGAAUUCCUACCCCGUCCUUCUCACAGGAGCCUCUGGUGUUGGGAAAACUGUUACCAUUAACCAAAUGCUUGAGAAGCUGGAGAGCCCAGGAGCAUUUUACGUAAAAUAUGGGUCCAUUUUAGGAAAUGUCCUAUUACAUAGUGAAAUAAAAAAAGCAAGCCUAAAACAAAAUAUCAGCCUCUUGAUUUCUGAAUCUCCGACAGCAACUGGAAGUGCAGAUUAUGCUACUAAAACAACGGAAUCCAAAACGGAUGAAAAUUUAUUGAAAAGAAAAGAUAAAGGAAUUAUAGUCUCUACGAUAAAUUUUAGCACUAGCACAACAGCUGCUAAAACCAAGGAGAUGAUUCUUAAGAGCUUAGUAUUGAGAACUAAAGACACUCUUGGAGCUCCAAAAAAUAACCAGCUUAUAGUGUUUAUUGAUGACAUGAAUAUGCCGGUAGCAGAUAUGUAUGGAGCACAGCCACCCCUGGAGUUGAUCAGACAAUUAUUAGAUAUGGGAGGAGUUUAUGAUACUGAAAAAAAUGUGUGGAAGAAUAUUCAAGAUCUCUCUAUAGUUGCAUCUUGUGUUCCUCUGGUUAAUGGGGAUGAUAUUAGCCCACGGCUCCUCAAACAUUUUUCCAUAUUGGUAUUGCCUCAUCCUCCACAAAGUGCCCUGCGUAGUAUUUUUCAGGCUCAUCUGGGAAUAUAUUACACCCUCAAUAACUUUACAUCGGAUGUUCUUGAAACUAUGCAUAUGAUAACAUCUUGUUCCAUAGAAAUGUACCAACAAGUGGCUAAGAUCAUGUUACCAACCCCAGCAAAAUGCCACUACCUCUUUAAUCUUCGAGACUUGUUUAAGCUCCUCCGAGGACUGCUGCAAGCUGACAAGACCGUGAUCAGCUCCAAAGAGUCGGCUGCUCUGCUCUGGGCUCACGAAGCCACGCGCGUGUUCCACGAUCGCCUCGCCGACCGCGCCGAACGCCGCCUUUUCUAUCAGCUGCUGGCGAAGGAAGUGGAGAGCCAUUUCCAGAUUCAGUGGACUCCAGAAGACCUGAUGAAUGACCCAACUGUGUUUGUGGACUUCUUGGAUGUAAACAAGGUUCAUAGGAAAAAAACCUAUCAGAAUACCAAUGACUAUGGUAAACUUGCUGAUGUGCUUAACGAAUUCCAGAUGAAGUUGGGUUCGAAGUUUAAAGAGAUCUCCUAUCCCAUGGUGUUCUUCAAGGAAGCCAUACAGCAUAUUGUGAGAGCUAGCAGGGUCCUUCGACACUCAGGGAGCCACAUGUUACUGAUUGGAAUCGAUGGAUGCGGAAAAGAGGCUUGUACAGCCUUGGCCUGCUACCUGACGGAACACAAGCUGUACCGAGUACCUGCAUCUCCCAGUUAUGGAUACGCGGAGUUCAAAGAAGUCCUUAAAAAGGCCUUUAUUCAAGCAGGGUUAGAAGGGAACCCCACUGUGGUGAUGGUUUCUAAUUUAAACCUAGAACAAAAGUCUCUUUUGGAAGAUUUGAAUUGCAUUGUCAAUUCAAGAAAAAUACCUGACUUGUUUGAAGACGCGGAGUUGGACAACAUCGUAAUCAGAACUAGACCUUUUGUUAAAGAGCCUGGAUAUGUGGAUGACAGACAGUCUUUACUUGUGUUAUUCCAAAAGAAAGUAUAUAUAAAUCUUCACGUUUUUGUGGUCAUGAGUCCUUCAGCACCUAACUUCCGCCAGUAUUGUAGAGCGUAUCCUUCUGUGAUUAGCUCCUGCACAAUUGACUGGUACGAAAAGUGGCCGGAAGAAGCUCUCCUUAUUGUAGCCAACUCUUUCUUACAAGGAAGACUGAAUUUAGAGAGUGAUGAGGUCUCGAAAGAAAAACUUGCCCUGAUGUGUGUCCAACUCCACAUAAGUAUGGAAGACUUGAGCACAAAAUACUUUCAAGAAACUGGCUGGCAUUACUUUAUCACUCCCAGUAGCUUCUUGCAGUUCAUGGAAACAUUUGUACACAUUUUGAGGUCACGAGAGGAGGAGAUGCAAAUGAAGAGGGAUCAUUUCCACAUGGGUCUCUCCAAGAUCCUGGAAGCAAGCAGAGUGGUUACAGACCUGCAGAAGGAGCUCUCCAGUGUUGGCCCUCAGAUAGAACAGAAAACAAAGGAAAAAGAAAUCAUAAAGGAAAAACUAAAGAAAGACUCACAAACAGUUAUGAAAGUUCAGAUACUUGUUAAACGGGAUGAAGAAACUAUGGCAGAAGAAAUAAGAAUUGUGGAAGAUUAUGCUCAGAGAACUGCCAAUGAACUAAAAAAUGUGAUGCCAGCUCUAGACCAGGCAAUUUUGGCUCUAAAUGCCCUGGGUGAAGCUGAUGUCACUGAGUUAAGAGCAUACACACAGCCUCCCUUCCUUAUACUGACUGUCAUGAAGGCAGUGUGCAUCCUUUUGCAAAGGAACGCAAACUGGACAACAGUGAAGUUACUACUUGCAGAAACUGAUUUCAUCAAAAAAUUGAUUAACCUAGACAAGGACAGCAUCCCUGACCAGGUUUUCAUAAAGCUGAAAAAAAUUUUAACCUUACCUGAUUUCAAACCACACAAGAUUGCUCCCGUUUCUAUUGCUUGCUGCUACAUGUGCCAGUGGAUUAUAGCUUUGAAUAACUACCAUGAAGUGCAGAAGAUGGUGGGGCCUAAACAAAUUGAAAUAGCUGAAGCUCAGAAUAUCCUUAAAAUCUCACGCGAAAGGUUGGCAGAAAAACAAAGAGGUUUACAGCUGAUUGAGGACCACUUGGUGUUGUUGCAGGCCACCUACGAAAACAUUAUUGCUGAAAAACAGCAGUUAGUGAAUUGGAGAAAAGUGGCCACCAGGCGCUUGCAGUGUGCAUCCAUCUUGCCAACUGUCCUGGAAGAAGAGAAGGCUCGAUGGCAAGAAACAAUCGAUCAAUUAGACAGCAAAUUGGAGAGUGUUUGGGGCGACCUUCUUCUUUCAGCAGCAUGCAUCGUAUACACUGGAGUUCUAACACCAGCGUUUCGCCAGUUGAUUGUGAAAAAAUGGGAGGCUUUGUGUGUUGAAAACAACAUUGCUUUGUCUUCCAACUUUUCUUUAAUUGAAGUCAUGGCACAAAAAUAUGAGAUCUACCGGUGGCAUAAUCAGGGGCUGCCUCUUGGUUGGUAUUCCACAGAGAAUGCCAUCAUGAUCAAGAACAGCCAGCAGUGGCCUCUGCUGAUCGACCCACACAAGCAAGCGUACAACUGGAUCCGCCGGAUGGAAGGGUACAAACUGCAGGAGCUCUCCGUUGAGGACAGCAGUUACACUAAAAAGAUUGAAAAUGCCAUGAAAAUGGGAGGAAGUGUCCUCCUGCAGAAUCUCCCUGAAACAUUAGCUCCUGGCUUAGAGGCAAUUUUGAAGAAGGAGAUUUAUCAGAGAAGAAGACAGUACUUCAUAAAGAUUGGCAAUUCGGAGGUGGAAUACAAUUCCAACUUUAGGUUGUACUUAUCUACAGCAAUAGAUAACCCCUGCUUCCUUCCAUCCAUUUAUGACUUCGUCACUGUCAUCAACUUCACGAUCACGUUCCAAGGCUUGGAAGACCAGCUCCUAUCCACAGUAGUGAGUCACGAGGUCCCUCACUUAGAAAGUCAGCGCUACCAGUUACUGCAGACUAUCUCCCUGGACAUCCUAACUCUUGAGGAGCUGGACGACAGAACCUUAAAUUUACUGCAGAAAGCACAAGAAUGCGUAUUAGACGAUGAGGAAGUUGUGGCUUCCUUAAGAAAAUCCAAAAUGAUGUCAAAUGAAACAUUAAAGCACAUGAAAGCAACGGAGAAAGCAGAAGACGAAAUCCAGGCCCUGCGUGAAAACUAUCUCCCUAUCGCUACCCGCGGGGCCCUGCUCUACUUCCUCGUGGCCGACCUCGAACAGAUCAGCUCCCUGUACCGCUUCUCCCUGGACUGGUUCCGGCAGGCUUUUGUGUCAUCCAUAGUUUAUACAAACAAAGAGCAAGAACAUAGUUUGAGAAAGAAGAAAAUUUCUCUGAAAAAAGUUGGUGAGAUUACAAAUAUCUCAAAGGAACCUAACACGGGAAGUGAGAAAAAUGCCCGAGACAGGUAUAUUGAAAAUACUAUCGAUGUGUUGACAAGAAGUAUUUUUAAGGUGGUUUCAUCUGCUCUAUUUGAUCAACAUAAACUUUGUUUUUCCUUUCGGCUUUGCGCUGCAAUCAUGCAAAACAAUACUAAUGCAAAUACAAUGAGUGAUGGCAUUGGAUUUCUACCAGAAAAAGAGUGGAACAUUUUUUUACAUUCUGACAAAUUUAUAAAUAUUCCAAGUAACCAGCCUGUUCUUAAUAGCAUGUUUGAGAAGUAUAAGAAUCCACACCUUCGUUGGCUGUCGGCUUCCAGGUGGAAGCAGUGCCUGUAUAUCAGCAGUCAGCUGAAACCGUUUGCACUUCUCUGUGAGUCCCUGUCGUCACAUGUAGCACAGUGGGAUGCUGUCAGGGUCAGCAUGGAUGUCUAUUCUCUGAUCAGCACGCCCUUCUGUUCAGAAAGUGCUUCCUUGGAAGAGAGUGCAAGAUCAUCAGAAGGAACUGAACUUUGGAAUGAAAGUGAAGACGUAUGUACACCUAUACCUUUUCCCUGGGAGAAACUCACGUUGUUUCAAAGACUUAUUUUGAUUAAAAUUCUGAGACCUGAUCAUUUAAGGAAAUCAGUGAGAAAAUUUAUAGCUGAAAAAAUGGGAAAUGAGUAUCUUCCUAGAACCGGGCUUAAUCUGAAAGAAUCAUACGAGGGAUCAAAUGCCAGGACGCCCCUGGUCCUCAUCCACUCUCCUGGGAUUGACCCCACCGACAUGCUCCUGAAAUUCGCACAGGAGUUGAAAGGAACAACGAGUCACGUGACCAUGAUCUCCUUGGGCCGCGGCCAGGCAGCUAAAGCCGAGGACCUCAUCGCUAAAGCGCUAACCAAAACGGAGCAGCAGUGGGUCUUCCUCCAGAAUUGCCACUUAGCAGCGGCAUUUGUGCCAAGGCUCUGCGCUAUUGUAGAAUCACUUAAUGAUCCAGACAUGAAAAUACACCCUGAGUUUAGGCUGUGGUUAAGCACAAGAUCAGACAGCUCUAUCCCGGCUCCCAUUCUUCAGGCAGGCGUGAAGAUUAUCAUGGAGUCUCCCCAGGGCCUGAAGAGUAAUUUGCUUCAGACGUUCGGCUAUGGUGGGAGCGGAGAGAUAACGGAAGACAUAUUUGAGCAGCCCAACUGUGGACCGUGGUGGAAAAAGCUGUUAUUCACCGUCUGUUUUACCCAUGCUGUGAUCAAUGAGAGGAGGAGCUAUGGAACAUCAGGCUGGAAUAUCCCUUACCUGUUCAGUUCUUCAGACGUGGAGGUGGCCACGAAGGUGCUGGGGAACGUGCUGACUCCGCCGGCAGAGGUUCCCUGGCAGGCACUGCACUGCCUCAUCGGGGAAGUGGUUUACGGCAGCCAGGUGACCGACCCCUGGGACGAGCGAUGCUUGAAGACCCUGCUCCACAUGCUCUGUAAACCUGACGUGCUGAGAGAUGACUUCAGCUUCUCUUGUGAUGAGAUGUGUCAGCACCUGCCCAAGUCUGCCAGCCUACAGGACUGCAUCCAUAUUAUCCAGUCCUUACCGGACGAGGACACUCCCGAGGUCUUAGGAGUGCACCCUGAAGCCACGAGGAGCCACAGGGAGACCCAGGGCCAGGAGCUCAUUGGCAGUCUUAUCGCCAUGCAGCCAAGAACAGCCCCUACCAGCCUGGACAUCAGCCCCCCGCUGAGUAAUGAGGAACUGGUGGCAGAGAUGUUGAGUGACAUGCUACGGCGGCUGCCGCUGACAGUGGAGAGGGAAGAAUGCACCGGCACUCAGAGCACGCUGAGGAGCGUCAUGGCAGGCCCCGUCUGGGAGUCUCUGUGCAAAAUCGAGAGUGGCCACGAUUUCCUUAUCCAUUGUGUUUUGCUGACCUUUUUGAGGCAAGAAAUUGGACGAUUUGAUAAGCUGUUGUUUGUCAUACAUAAAUCUUUAAGAGAUCUUCAGCUUGCUAUGAAAGGAAAGAUCGUCAUGACCCAAGAACUGGAGGAAAUCUAUGACUCCUUUCUUAAUGCGAGGGUGCCUCCACUGUGGCAGAAACACGCCUACGAGUCCUGCAGACCCCUGAGCUCCUGGGUGAGCAAUCUCCUCCAGCGGCUGAAUUUCCUCAACACCUGGGCCAAAAUGGCUUUCACCGCAGUACACAGCCGGUGUCUGAGACUGGUCUCGUCUGUUCCGUCAUCUAGCCAAACCCCCAAGCCCGUUGCUGACCCAGAAAAUGUUUCCUUUGAAGGAUUCCCUGCGAGAUACUGGCUUCCUGCGUUCUUCUCUCCACACGCCUUCCUGAUGGCUGUGCUCCAAGACUACGGGAGGACCCGAGGAAUCUCCGUGGACGCCCUGACUUUGACCCACCACGUGAUUUCUGAUACUGCCGGCGUUGAUCACGAAGAGUUUUCUGGAAUUGUCCAAACGGAACUUGACAAAGUCAAGAGAGCCUUUAAGGGCUCAGACUCCCCUCGCGAUGGAGUUCAAGUUUUCGGCUUAUUCAUCGAGGGAGCAAGGUGGAACCACGAAGAAAACAUACUGGAAGACUCGCGGCCUCGUGAGAUGUGCUGUGAUUUUCCCGACAUACACUUUUUGCCAACAAAGAUUUCUACUGAAACACAAAAUUCAUCCAACCAGACAGAUACAGAACUCUACAGUUUUGAAUGCCCAGUUUACCAGACACGUAAGAGGUCAAGAAUUUUGACUACUGGUUCAUCGACUAACUGUUUAACAUCAGUGCAUUUACCAACGAAAAAACCUUGUAGUCACUGGAUCACAAUGCAGGUCGCAUUGCUGUGUGAGAAUGAAUAAAAUUCUACACCAAACCAUUUUAA
Messenger RNA from Oryctolagus cuniculus (rabbit), 14304 nucleotides. Lineage: Eukaryota; Metazoa; Chordata; Mammalia; Lagomorpha; Leporidae. The record is from RefSeq and is a predicted model, not a curated record.